AUGAGUACUAGGCUGAUUAAGGGUCGUAAAAAAGUUCUUCUCGCGAAGAUAGAGAAUGAGACUAAUCGACAAGUGACCUUCUCAAAAAGCAGAAAUAUCGUCUUCAAGAAAGCAAAUGAACUUGCAGUUAUGACUGGUGCUGAAGUUGGCAUCAACGUGUUUUCACCAGCUAAUAAGCUUUACUUUUUUGGUCAUCCAAAUGUAAAUGAGACCAUCGACAAAUAUGUUGGCAAAGAAAGGCCUCCAACACCAUCAUCACCAGGCAUUGAUGACAAGUAUGUUCAGAUGAGCCGAAAAGUCAAUUCUAGAGCACUUAUCACACAACUCGAUUAUCUACAAGAUCAGCUUGAUUUUGCAUUAAACUUUAAAAGCAACCUCAAGGAAAUAAAUAAGAAUGUGGAUAGCCAACAAGAGUGGUUCAGAGAUCCUAUAGAGAAGAUGAACUACACGGAGGCUUCAAUGUUGAAAGAGAGAUUGGAAAAUCUUCUCUUGAAGGUGAAGAAUUAUGGUACGGAACGUGGGUAUGGUUACGAAAAUGAAAGGCGGAAGGAUGAAUAA
Nicotiana attenuata is the source of this 558-nucleotide messenger RNA. RefSeq names its product agamous-like MADS-box protein AGL62. NCBI's taxonomy places the organism in Eukaryota, Viridiplantae, Streptophyta, Magnoliopsida, Solanales, Solanaceae. The transcript is spliced from 2 exons. Gene Ontology annotation, molecular function: DNA-binding transcription factor activity, RNA polymerase II-specific; RNA polymerase II cis-regulatory region sequence-specific DNA binding; protein dimerization activity. Gene Ontology annotation, biological process: regulation of transcription by RNA polymerase II. The record is from RefSeq and is a predicted model, not a curated record. The coding region runs from base 1 to 558 and encodes 185 amino acids.